UAUAAGAACCCUCCCCCAACCCUCCAGUUUUUACUUGCUACACACUGCAUACAGCAUUCUCAUUCAUUCGUCUCAUUCACUCCAUCAGUUCUCAUUAUAGUCUCUCAAUCAUGGCGGCUCAUCAAGGCAAGACGAAAGAUGAGAUGGUGGUGAGCUUGAAGACCAUCAAGAAGACCCAUGCCAAGCCCAGGAAGAAGCUCGGGAGGAGCGAGUGCCAGUUGGUCACGUUUGAUCUUCCGUACCUGGCAUUUUUCUACAACCAGAAAUUGAUGUUCUACAAGGGCGGUGAUUUCGAGGGCAUGGUGGCGAAGCUCAAGGAUGGAUUGGAGCUGGUGCUCGAAGAGUUUUACCAGCUUGCCGGCAAGCUUGGGAAGGAUGAGGAAGGGGUGUUCAGGGUGGAGUACGACGACAACAUGGACGGCGUCGAGGUGGUGGAGGUGGCGGCGGAGGCGGUUUCCGUGGAGGACCUGGCAGCUGAGGAGGGCACCAGCAUUUUCAAGGACUUCAUUCCUUACAAUGGUAUCCUGAACUUGGAGGGGCUUCACAGGCCUUUGUUGGCUAUUCAGUUGACCAAGCUGAAGGACGGACUAGCCAUCGGGUGCGCGUUCAACCACGCCAUCCUCGACGGGAACUCCACGUGGCACUUCAUGAGCUCGUGGGCCCAGGCCUGCGGCGGCUCGCCCGCCGUCUCGGCCCCGCUCUUCCUCGACCGCACCAAGUCGCGCAACACCCGUGUCAAGCUCGACCCGUCCCUCCUGCCCAAUCCCUCUGCCUUGUCAUCCGAGCCGCCGGAACCCCCGCUCCGCGAGAGAGUCUUCCGCUUCUCUGAAUCGUCCAUCGACAAGAUCAAGUCGAUGGUCAACGCCAGCACGCCGUCGGGUGGGUCCAUGACCUUCUCCACUUUCCAGGCCUUGUCUGUCCACAUCUGGCGCCACGUCACCAAGGCGCGCUGCCUGAAGCCCGAGGACGUGACCGUCUUCACCGUGUUCGUCGACUGUCGGAAGCGGGUCGACCCGCCCGUGCCGGAGACCUACUUCGGGAACCUCAUCCAGGCCAUCUUCACUGGCACCGCAGCGGGGCUCCUGCUGGCGCACCCGCCGGAGUUCGGCGCGGCCAUCAUACAGAAGGCCAUCCUCGCGCACGAUGCCAAGGCCAUCGAUGAGCGGAACAAGAUGUGGGAGAGCCAGCCCAAGAUAUUCAAGUACAAGGACGCGGGGCCGAACUGCGUGGCGGUUGGGAGCUCGCCGAGGUUCAAGGUGUACGAGGUGGACUUCGGGUGGGGGCGACCCGAGGGGGUGCGGAGCGGGACGAACAACCGGUUCGACGGGAUGGUGUACUUGUACCAGGGGAAGAGUGGCGGGAGGAGCAUUGAUGUGGAGAUCAGUCUUGAGGCUGGGGCCUUGGAGAAGUUGCAGAUGGACCGGGAGUUUCUUGAGCCUUAAGUCACCUUAAAUUAAGUGACGAAGAUUAAAAAAAAAGGAAAACUUCGGUGCUCAAGUAGCUAAUUAUCAUAUGACCAAAAAGAAAAAAAGUAACUAAUUAUCAAUAAACUUUCAAGGGACCCAAAAUUCAUAUGAUUCGAGGAUCAGAUGUACCAGGCACUUGGAAAGUAUCACUAGAUUACGCAGAAAUUUGAUACACUGCGAAUCUAAUGAUUUUCUCAAGCGUCCAAUGCACCUCUGGUCUUAGAACAUGAUGAAUUUUUGUCCCGCCUUACAACUUUAGCUAUUUGAGCAUCGUAUUUUCUCCUAAACUAUGUGAUUUUUAAGUGGUAGUUUGGGCUCGGGUUUAAGAUUGAUACUGAGGGAUUGGUUUGAGUAUUGCUUUGCUUGUUUUAGCAGCCAUUGGUUCUACGAUGCAUUAUAUGUUAAGUGAAGUCUUCUUUCCUAAGA
Eucalyptus grandis is the source of this 1892-nucleotide messenger RNA. Its product is annotated as BAHD acyltransferase DCR. The record is from RefSeq and is a predicted model, not a curated record. NCBI's taxonomy places the organism in Eukaryota, Viridiplantae, Streptophyta, Magnoliopsida, Myrtales, Myrtaceae. The transcript is spliced from 2 exons. Bases 111 to 1442 code for a protein of 443 amino acids.